AUGAAUUUAGGAGAUAUGGCUGCGAUAACAUUGCUGUGUAUUCUGUGUGCCCUGAAAUCCACUCAAGGGUAUUAUGGCAACCCUCUGAACAAAUACGUACAACACUACGAAGGUCUGUCUUAUGAUACAGACCUGGUGCACAGCAGACAUCUGAGAGCAAAGCGAGCACUCUCCCAUGAGGACAGGUUUCUUCACCUGGAGUUCCACGCUCACGGAAGGCAUUUUAACCUUAGGAUGAAAAGAGACACAAAACUAUUUUCUGAGGAUUUUAAACUAGAGGUCUCUGGAGAAGAGAUGGCCUAUGAUACCUCACAUAUCUAUACUGGAGAAAUCUAUGGGGAGCAUGGCAGCCUAACUCACGGCUCUGUCAUUGAUGGCAAAUUUGAGGGCUUUAUUAAUUCACACCACGGAACUUAUUAUGUGGAGCCUGCAGAAAGAUAUUUGGAGGACAAAAAUGUGCCAUUUCAUUCGGUUAUCUACCAUGAAGAUGAUAUUAUCUACCCUCAUAAAUAUGGGCCACAGGGUGGCUGUGCAGACCAUUCUGUGUUUGAGCGGAUGAAAAAAUACCAGGCUACUGCUUUGGAAGAGCCUGUCAGGGAAGUGACUGAGACACCAGAGAAAAAGUCAGCUGAUGACCCUGUGUUACAGAGGAAAAAGAGAAUGACUCAAGUGGAAAAAAAUACCUGCCAACUCUUUAUCCAGACUGACCACCUCUUCUACAACUACUACAAAACAAGAGAGGCUGUAAUUGCUCAGAUCUCCAGCCAUGUGAAAGCGAUUGACGCAAUCUACCAGGGAACAGAUUUCUUGGGUAUUCGUAACAUUAGCUUCAUGGUGAAAAGGAUUAGGAUUAACACUACUAGUGAUGAGCGGGACAAGUCCAACCCUUUCCGUUUUGCAAACAUUGGCGUGGAGAAGUUCCUGGAGUUAAAUUCUGAGCAAAACCAUGAUGACUAUUGUCUUGCUUAUGUAUUUACUGACCGAGACUUUGAUGACGGUGUGCUGGGACUGGCUUGGGUGGGAGCACCCUCAGGGAGCUCUGGUGGUAUCUGUGAGAAGAGUAAGCUUUAUUCUGAUGGAAAAAGGAAAUCACUGAACACUGGCAUUAUAACAGUGCAGAACUAUGCAUCCCAUGUUCCUCCAAAAGUCUCACACAUUACCUUUGCCCAUGAAGUGGGGCACAACUUUGGCUCUCCACAUGACUCUGGCUCUGAAUGCACUCCCGGUGAGUCAAAAAGCCAGGACAAAAAGGAGAAAGGCAACUACAUCAUGUAUGCUAGAGCUACAUCAGGGGACAAGCUCAACAACAACAAGUUCUCCCUGUGCAGUGUUCGAAACAUCAGCCAAGUUCUGGAGAAAAAAAGAGGCAACUGCUUUGUGGAGUCUGGACAGCCGAUCUGUGGCAACGGAUUAGUAGAACCAGGAGAGGAGUGUGAUUGUGGCUACAGUGACCAGUGCAAAGACCAGUGUUGCUAUGAUGCCAAUCAACCAGACAACAAGAAGUGCAGACUUAAACCUAACAAAGUCUGCAGUCCUAGCCAAGGCCCAUGCUGCACUGCUCAGUGUACAUACAAAACUCGUAAUGAAAAGUGUCGGGAGGAGUCUGAGUGUGCCCACCAGGGUAUGUGUAGCGGAGCCUCAGCCCAGUGCCCAACAUCAGAGCCCAAAGCCAACUUCACUGCCUGCCAUGGAGAAACCCAAGUCUGUCUUAAUGGGGGAUGCUCUGGCUCAAUUUGUGAGAAAUAUGGACUGGAGGUGUGCACAUGUGCCAGUGGAGACGUGAAGAAUGAGACGGAACUUUGCCAUGUUUGCUGCAUGGAGAAAAUGAACCCCAGCACAUGCAGCAGUACAGGCUCAGAGCGCCUGGCCCGAUUCUUUAAUAAGAGGGUGACCACGCUGCAAGCUGGCUCUCCUUGCAAUGACUUUAAAGGUUAUUGUGACGUGUUCAUGAAGUGCAGGCUGGUGGAUGCCGAUGGGCCACUGGCCAGACUGAAGAAGGCCAUCUUCAACCCUGAGCUCUACAGGAACAUCUCAGAGUGGAUAGUGGCUCACUGGUGGGCAGUGCUCCUAAUGGGUAUUGCUUUAAUUAUGCUCAUGGCUGGAUUCAUCAAGAUUUGCAGUGUCCACACACCCAGUAGCAACCCUAAACUACCACCUCCUAAACCUCUACCAGGCACUCUUAAGAGAAGACGAGCCCAACAGGCUCAGCAGCAGCAGCAGCAGCAGCAGCAGCAGCAACAGCAGCAGCAACAGCAGCAGCAACAGCAGCAGCAUCACCACCAUCACCAUCACAACCUGAACCAGCACCCUCACGGUCAUGGCCACCAGAACCAUCGCCCUUCCCAGCGCCCGUCUCAGCAACCUCGCCAUCACCGCCAGCCAAGGGAAAACUACCAGAUGGGCCAGAUGAGACGCUGAAAGCCUGGCAAUCACCCAUUUCACCACUACCACAACCUGCCAGUGCCUGUGUACAGUGGGAUAACGGUCACAAAAGGUUUUAACUUCUUUACAGCCAGACGCACACAAUUCUAGUCUCAAUCUGACUAGAAAAUGUGAUCAUUUUUAAAUUCCUAACCAUGUGCAGUUCUUCAGUUCCAGUUUGGUUAAAUCUGGCUGUAGGACAAGACUUUACUCCAAAGAAUCCAACUGGACCAGCACAUGAAAUCAUGACUUCAUUCCCAGUUUUACACGGCAUCAACCAGGACCAAUUUUAAGAGGUACACACAACAAAAUGUGCAGUAAAGCUCUUGUGAAAGCAGUUGUUCUUAAAGCUGCCUCUGUCAAAAGUCAUAACAAAAAUUGUUUACAAAAAAUCAAUACAGCUCUCCAUGAAGGAAAUCUGAACAAGUCCAUUAUGCUUCCGUUCAUUCCAGUCUUUAUACUGAGCCACUCUUAUGGUAAGAAAGAUCUGCUUUGUUCAGCACAGGUGAGAUCGAACUGUGUGAACAUCACAACAUGGAGGGAUCAAUAGAAAAAAAAAAAAAAUGAACAGCAGAUGAAAAUUGAGAUGUUCAGUUAUGAUGAUGUUAGUAUUUACCUCUUUAUGUACCCUCACAGUCAGUAUCAUGAAAGUGUGCCAUGGUUUAAGGGACCAGGCAAAUGAGUCGCCAUCCUGUGCGUUCACUAGCAGGUUAAAUUUCAACUAUUUAAUGACAUUUUAUGAUCAAACAAAGAAUGAAGGCUGUUAUUUUCUCCAUGCAGCAAAUGCCUACUUCGCCAGUGUACAGAUUACAAGUGUAUAGAGAGAUUUGUAUUAUAUGUGAACAAAUAUUUCUUUUACUGUUCAGAAAAUAACAAGUUGCCGUUUUGAUCAACAUUCUCAGGACUUGGACAUAAACGAAAAAACUGUACAGGAUAAUGAGUAAGGAUGAGGGGAUUAAACAUUCACAAGAGGAAAAAAGGUAGAAAAGAAGGUUUGAGCUCAGUUAAUGUAAAUGUUUCAUUUUGAAUCUGUAGUGUCCCAGUUUUAAAGAUUUUCAGUUUUAUCGGAGGUUAAACAUAUCCUGCACAGCACUACGGUCUGGAUGAGAGCUGAUGUCAUAUUUCAUCAUUUCCCAGACCUUUUUUUUUCUACUGCUACAAUCAGGAGGAUUGUUGGCACUACAAAUGAUGUAAUCUGCACAUAAGGUACAUGUAUUAGAUUGUGCAUGCUUUGAAUGCUCGAAGAGACACACUAGUCUUAAGAUAAAUGUCUGUGUGAAUGAGGUGGUAAAAUUUAAAUUGUUCAUCUGCAGUUUACAUUUAAGGUCUUUAAAUGGUUUAGUCCUAAACUUCGAAGAAUUUGAUUAUACAAUGGUUCCAUUUUUGUCAUGUAUAGUUUUUAAAACAGUGAUCUUAUUGUGAAGCCCUCAAUCAACCAGUUUUUUCAUCUACAACUAAAACCAGUAGGUGAUACUUGAAACAAACUUUUAUGUACCAUGUGUCAGAUAAUGAGCCAAGACACUUUUUUGAUAUUUCAGUUAAUGGUAGAACGUGAUCACAAUUGUAAUUUUUAAAUAUGCUGUGUAAUAUCAGAAUUUUAAAAACGUUUACAGAAAAAGUUUACAGAAAUUACCAAACCACUAAUAUUAAAAAAAUUUACAUAAUGGCAUAAACUAGGAGGUGCUGUGCUUAUCAGCACAAAUGCUGUCAAGGCUAUUUUUAAAGUAAUUUAACUACUG
This is a messenger RNA of Trichomycterus rosablanca, 4160 nucleotides long. Its product is annotated as disintegrin and metalloproteinase domain-containing protein 10-like. Gene Ontology annotation, biological process: Notch signaling pathway; membrane protein ectodomain proteolysis. Lineage: Eukaryota; Metazoa; Chordata; Actinopteri; Siluriformes; Trichomycteridae. Gene Ontology annotation, molecular function: metalloendopeptidase activity involved in amyloid precursor protein catabolic process. Gene Ontology annotation, cellular component: plasma membrane; synaptic membrane. The coding region runs from base 1 to 2418 and encodes 805 amino acids. The record is from RefSeq and is a predicted model, not a curated record. The transcript has 16 exons.